Molecule: messenger RNA, 948 nt
Organism: Plectropomus leopardus (leopard coralgrouper)
Lineage: Eukaryota; Metazoa; Chordata; Actinopteri; Perciformes; Serranidae
Product: olfactory receptor 52E4-like
Biological process (GO): G protein-coupled receptor signaling pathway
Cellular component (GO): plasma membrane
Molecular function (GO): olfactory receptor activity; G protein-coupled receptor activity
Source: RefSeq, a predicted model, not a curated record
AUGGAGAACGUCUCCUCGCACACACAUUUCCUCCUGGACGGCUUCAGUGAGCUGGGAGCGCUGAGGCCCGUCCUCUUCAUCCCGUUCUUCAUCAUGUUCGUCGUGGCGCUGUCGGCCAACUCCCUGCUGCUGUACGUCGUCGUUUCACAGAGAAGCCUCCACUCGCCGAUGUACGUCCUCAUCGCCGGCAUGGCGUGCGUGGACCUGAGCCUCCCGCUGUUCUUCGUCCCCAACAUGCUGCUGAGCUUCCUGUUUGACUGGAGGGGGAUCUCUCUGAUCGGCUGCCUCGUUCAGAUGCACUUCGUUCACUUUGUAGGAGCUUUUCAGUCGACUCUUCUGGUCUGGAUGGCGCUGGAUCGCUACUUUGCCAUCUGCACGCCACUCUACUACCACGAGCGCAUGGCGUUACCCAGAUUCCUCAAGUUCAUUAUCCCGCUUGUAGUCAGAAAUGUCCUCAUGGUCACCCUGUUUGUGAGUCUGGCGGGAUCGUUGUCGUUCUGCGCUGAAAAUGUGAUGAACCACUGUUUCUGCGAGCACAUGGCCUUAGUGCAGCUGGCCUGUGGAAGCACCGCCAUCAACAACCUGGUCGGGUUAAUGGCCAUAUUUCUCAUCCCUGUGGCCGACUUCGUCUUCAUCGCUGCCUCCUAUGUGGUCAUAUUCAGCUCCGUGCUGAGCUCCGGCAGGUCCGCGGUCAAAGCGCUCCACACCUGCUUCACCCACAUCGUGGUCAUCACCGUCAGCCUGACCAUUGCACUUGUUGCUUUCCUGUCGUAUCGGAUCAGAAACGGUCUUCCUGCCGCCAUGAGGGUUUUCUUCAGCACCAUGUACCUGUUGUUCCCGAGCUGUUUCAACCCGAUCAUCUACGGCAUCAGAACCGCAGAGAUCCGACAGCAGAUCCUGAAGACCCUGAUGCAUAGUCGCUUUGUCCGAACUGUUCGUCAUUCUUAA